GAGGAGAUAAACGAAUGUGACAAAGUACGAUGGAUCCAAUGCAUGACUUGCUCCUACCAUCCACGUUGAUCACCAAACGUUGAAGGACAUCCGAAUCAACGUAGGUGCAGAGCUCGUACUGAAACUAGCGCAGCCCGAUAUUAGCUACCGUAGAUCUGCGAUGUCCAAGCCAUCUAUCAGCACGGCGUAUAUUUCAGCGUCUACCAAUCGCUUCAACCAUGCAGCAGAUGCCUCAACAUCUUCCCUGAUUGCUUGUGGAUCAGGGAAAUUAAUCGCAUUGUGGGACACUCAAGACACAGAUGGCAGAGGCAUCUUCCAGACACUGCCCGGUCACGAAGGACUAGUUACCUGCGUUCGUUUUGUGGCUUCUGACGCAUUUGCUAGUGCGGAUGACAAGGGGACAGUCCGCUACUGGAGAUUAUUUGGGACAGAGUGGAGGACUACCGCGAUCAUGCAAGCGCACCGACAAGCUGUCUCCGUGCUUCGCGCGUUCGACAAAUUCUUGCUUACCGGAAGUUCAGACUCUUCCAUCAAAAUCUGGGAGGUGCAACGUGGUGAUGUCAAUGAUGAGAUGAAUGAGAUUCAAACCAUUUCGCUUCAAGGAUGGUAUCCGUUGUCUCUAGCACUCGCAUUUCUACCAUCUUCUGAAGCGAUAAUACUUGCGAUUGGCGGAACCGAUCGUAACGUGCACAUUUGGACCCGCUCUGACGGACAAUUUAUUCGGUCAGCUACUCUGUCAGGACAUGAAGACUGGAUACGUGCACUGGCGUUCCGAGCUCCAUCGACACCGAGCGAUCCUCUCGUGCUCGCUUCAGGCUCACAGGAUGGAACCAUUCGACUUUGGAACGUGGAAUCCUUCGUUAAGAUGCAGUCUCAGCCACAGACUCGUACAAAAGACUCGGGGGACGAUCUCAGCGACGAUCUCCUGGAUGCAUUUGAAGCUUCGUUAGGAGACCUGGGUGCAGACGCAGAAGAGGGCGGCAGACAGAUUUCGCUCAAACGGCAUGUUCUUACCGUUAAAUCGAGUUCUGGGACGCAGCAGUACUCUAUUACAUUCGAUGCUCUCUUGAUCGGCCACGAGGCAGGGGUUACGUCCCUUUCUUGGUCUCCUUCGAAUGCGACCCUGCUCUCUACGUCAACAGACUCCUCUCUCAUCCUAUGGGCUCCUAGUUCGAUCAUCUCCACCUCAUACUCUUCAUCAAUGUCAUCUAUCUGGAUUAAUAUACAACGUUUCGGUGAUGUCGGAGGUCAACGUCUCGGUGGCUUUAUUGGAGGCCUUUGGGGAAACGACGGCACCGAAGCCAUGGCAUGGGGUUGGAGUGGAGGCUGGCGGCGAUGGCGUCGCGUCACGAGUGAAAGAACAGCUGGCGAGGAGUGGGAAGAGGUUGGUGCGAUAAGCGGACAUAGUGGUCCAGUAAAGGGUCUCAACUGGAGCCCCAAAGGAGAGUAUCUGGUAUCUGUAGGGCUGGACCAGACAACGCGCAUUCAUGGUGCUAUAACCUCCUCUGCCCCCGAAUUGAGCAUUUGGCAUGAGUUGUCACGCCCUCAGAUACAUGGUUAUGAUCUAAUGGGUGCAGCAUGGAUCGGUCCGUGGACUUUUGCAAGCGUUGCUGACGAGAAGGUCGCACGAGUAUUUGAAGCUCCACGAAAUUUUGUCGAGGAGGUCCGGGUGCUGGGGGUCAAAGAUUUGGCGCAGAGCGAGGGUGACAGACCAGCAACGGCUAGUGUGCCUCCUCUUGGGUUAUCGAACAAGGCUGUCAGUGAUGCACCUUCAGAACUGGAUAGUAGCAGACCUUGUAGGCGCCCUUUUGAAGGAGAGCUAGCUUCCAUCACCCUUUGGCCCGAAAUCGAGAAAGUGUUCGGGCAUGGGUAUGAGUCGAUCACAAUUUCUGCUUCUAACUCGCUCGACCUUCUUGCGACUGCUUGCCGCGCAACCUCCGCGCAGCAUGCUAUCGUCCGCGUAUACACGACAGCAGGCUACCAGCCUUUCGGCGCUCCUCUCGAAGGCCAUAGCUUGACAGUCACUCGUAUAGCGUUCAGCCCGCCAGACGAUAGAUACAUCCUCACCGUAAGCCGGGAUCGAACGUGGAGACUAUUCGAGAAGAAAGAAAAUGGCUAUAUGCCCGUCGCUGCAGAUAAAUCGCACGGAAGAAUCAUCUGGGAUUGCGCAUGGAGCUGCGAAGGAGACCUUUUUGCCACCGCGUCUCGUGACAAGACCGUAAAAAUAUGGAAGCAGAACUCCGACUCUGAUCGGUGGGGAGCAAUUACGACAAUGAAAUUCGAAGAAGCAGCAACUGCUGUCGCGUUUUGCUCUGCUGGUGAAGAACGACGGCUUGCGGUCGGUUUAGAGACAGGAGAAAUCAAGAUAUAUUCAAAUUUUAUGUUCGCACCAGAUCAGUGGACAUUAGUGUUGACUGUCGACUCAAAUUUGGCACAUGUUGAUCACAUCAAUUAUUUGGCAUGGAGAGCAACUGAUAAUCCAUCGAGGAAACAACUAGCGUCCUGCAGCGAAGAUGGUACGCUGAAAGUACUGAUUGUCCAGUUUGGCGUAGAUUAAAGUACGUUGGUAGACACACUAAGCUCCACAGUAGUAGAAAAAUGACACAAAGAGAAUGGACAUAAAACACAGUAAGCCGAUUCGCAAGGUAAACGUAGUGGAGACAGGAAGAAAAGACUGCUAUACAGUGGUCAAUGUCUAGAAGACGGGUACCAAGAGUGAUGGAAACAGUGUCAGUA
This is a messenger RNA of Suillus paluster, 2736 nucleotides long. Its product is annotated as WD40-repeat-containing domain protein. Gene Ontology annotation, cellular component: elongator holoenzyme complex. Gene Ontology annotation, biological process: tRNA wobble uridine modification. The record is from RefSeq and is a predicted model, not a curated record. Gene Ontology annotation, molecular function: protein binding. The transcript has 16 exons. Lineage: Eukaryota; Fungi; Basidiomycota; Agaricomycetes; Boletales; Suillaceae. The coding region runs from base 161 to 2557 and encodes 798 amino acids.